This is a messenger RNA of Haliotis rubra (blacklip abalone), 2962 nucleotides long. RefSeq lists its product as uncharacterized. Lineage: Eukaryota; Metazoa; Mollusca; Gastropoda; Lepetellida; Haliotidae. The record is from RefSeq and is a predicted model, not a curated record. The coding region runs from base 574 to 2175 and encodes 533 amino acids. The transcript has 2 exons.
UGGGAAACAACACGGGAUCACACACACUACAGUUGAUUGUGGCUGUACAUUCACAAUGCAUCAGGAGUGGGAAUCAGUAUACACUCACCCGGGGGCGGUUAACCCGAUUAGUGAACACUAUACCCACUUACCCACAUCGGUUCUGUGGAGGGAACGAGUCGGAGGCCCAGACAUCCACGGACAGAUUAUCCUAAUCUGACGAGAGUGGCUGGUAAUCCGGAGUCAGGAUUAUAGCACAGGUCGGUAUUGACUGCCGAGGCAUAUAUCACACUGACUGACUGGUGUCUUGGUGGAGGCCUUUCAGAGUGUUCGUAUGUCAGUACAUUUAGUGUGCUAACCGGGCUAUAUAAACAAACAACCCACAUUUCAUGUACUAAUUGUGCGAUAAACCCAAACUAAAGGACUCUGUCAUCCAGCUGCCCAAUAGAACACCCAUCUUGGUGGUCGAUAGUCAGGUAGCCCUAUAUUGCGAUCCUCUCCCUUCAGGCAUACGACAACAUGUACCUGAUAAGGGGUUGACGAGACGUGGUUCUGGCUCAACAUAUCGCCUUCGUGACUCAUCGCCUACCAACAAUGCCGGUGGCCGUGGAGAAGAAGGUGAUGUUCUCACCCGAGUGUCUGGAGAAGUCACCAGACAUCAACGCCAAUUCUGUCAUCUUCCAGACACUGGUGCCUCGACGCCGGAGAGACCGCUUCGGCCGUGACACAACAAGCCAGUCUGAUUAUCUGCUGUCUGCUACCCUAUUUCCCACCGGGGUCAGGGCGCCUGCUCUGGAGGAGCUACAACAGAAGUGUGGACCCAUCAGUCGACUUGAUAACCCCAGAGAAACCUCCAGGAGGGUAAUAGCGCCGGAAUCUUGGCCUGGGUCAGGGCCGAAGGUGCUCGCCCUGCGGAAAGGGAAGGAAAGCCCGCCUGACAGCCACCGGUCAUCGCAGAACAGAUCUGAAGCUUUGUCAUGCAACUUCCGGUCAUACCAUUGGUCACAGAUGCUGAAGAAGAAAGACGUCCGAGAUCCUAUGUAUAUCAAUACAUACUGUCCAGAUGAAAGACCGCUUCGGUUCAAGGAAACGUCAUUCCCGCGGAUAUCCAAGGGCAGACCAUGGUCGGUCGGGGAAUCUAAUCCUUCGAAACGAUUUGUGAGGGUGAGCAAUGAAAGGAAGAGUGCUGGCCAGCUGACGAGUAAAACCAGGGUUCAAGGUACGCCAUUGCACCGGUCCAAGGAGGCGUUCCACACGGCCAGUAACAAGGAGGACAGUGAACAGUAUUUUGAAGUGAAGCAUGUGUCAGCUCAGAAAAGUCGAUCCCGGGGACAGGAGGCGUGCAUGUACUCGCAGGUUCGUCAGUGUAUAAGACUGGCGAGAAAUCAUGAUCUAACACACAGGAAAAGGACUGAGCGUCCGAUGAAAUCUGAGAUUGGCAAAUACAGACCGUUCUCCACAACCCGGAUCCGCACCCCAUGUGUCUCCCCACAGCCACACUACACGUACAAGGAGCAAGAUUCAGCGGACACGUAUAGAAAUUACGUCAUAACGAAAGCACUUCAAACCAGGAUGAGCGGGUCAAGGUCAGCGGGCACUAUCGCCAGUGGGGUCGUGGCCCGUAACAACACCGCCGCAUCUACGUAUUUUGAUGUCGAGUCACAAGUGGUUCAAUCAGUGGCCGAUAGCAACAUGCCAGACAGUGACUCUAAAACAACAAGUGGAAUGUCUCAUGACUCAGAGUUGGGACCAACGUCCAGACACUCACAUGACCCCUUGACUAUAGGGCUGGACGUUCGGGGGUCCACCAUCGUCCCACCUAAGUCCAGCAAAUCAAAAGCAUCAGACUCAGAUUAUUCAGAAAGACCAGUGGUGACAUUCAGCCCCAAGAAAGAAGUGAUUACAAACAAACGCCGCGAAAGAUCCAAGACGUCCACCAAGUCGGGAAUAAGUGGUCACAGUGACGUGAGCAUCCCGGCAGAGGAGCUGACCAACCCUCGCGAGGAGGAGGAGGACAUCCUCCCCGAACCCGUCACCAUCCAGCUGGACGAGAGUGGAAACCCCACCAUCUGGCAACAUGACCCCACCCCACGGGACAGUCCGGACUCCGGAGUCAUCAAAAUCCCUGCUGCAAUGUCCAUGUUAAGUAUAGAGGACACGGAGGACACAGACACCCAUGAUGAAGGCUGCUUGUGAGUCGAUGUCCUCUGUGAGACCCUGGCACUCACUGAUUAACACGACCUUAAGGCUGGAUUAGCCAUGUGGACAAUGACAAUCAUCUUCAGAAGAUGGUGUAUUUGUUAUAUUAUCUUCACAGUUUAUUUAUAGUUUGUUUAAAGAACAAAUAAACUUUUGUUUUUUGUACUCUUUUAACCAUUAUAUAUGAAAGACGUGUGGUUAGUCAUAAGCGGGACACCACAUUCGUUCUUAAAAAACUUGUUAACUAAUACCGAGCGAUUAAAAGUUGCCAAAAAGUCGCCUGCUUUUCUCUCGUCCGCCAACGAAACCACAGAGAGGUUACCUAACUCUGUCGCCGGAGCACUGCAGCGAACCGGAGGUGACUACAUGUGAGGAAGGAUGUUCAGUUAGUUGUAUAUAUAGUGUGUAAAAAGCUUUAAUGACGGAGUUUUAUUUAUAACGAUGCCAAUUAGUGAUUUAUGUAUUUGUACCCCCUUAAGAGUAUAUGUGAUCUUUAAAAGCAUCGAAAUAUAUGACGUCCAUAUUUUACUUGAUUCUGAAUUCUGAUAACGUAUAUGGGAAGGAAAUCGUAGAUUAAUAGUUGAGGUUUUUAACGACCUCUCCCAGUUGAGAACUAUGUCAGAUGUCCGGGAUGGUCCUCCCGCUGACCAGUUGACGUGUACAGUUACACGUGCACAUACACCUCCGUGUUUCAGAUGUGUAGUGUUGUGGUACAUCAACGAACUUCCAUAUACCUGUAUUUUAAUAAUUGAUGGUAAUGUAAAGCAAUAAACUGUGCAUACGA